AUGAACUUCUCCGGCAAAUACCAAGUCCAGACCCAGGAGAACUACGAGGCCUUCAUGAAGGCAGUCGGGAUGCCCGAUGACAUCAUCCAGAAGGGGAAGGAUGUCAAGGGGGUGUCGGAAAUCGUGCAGAAUGGGAAGCACUUCAAGUUCAUCAUCACCGCUGGCUCCAAAGUGAUCCAGAAUGAGUUCACCUUGGGGGAGGAGUGUGAGAUGGAGUUCAUGACUGGGGAGAAGAUCAAGGCGGUGGUUCAGCUGGAAGGUGAUAAUAAACUGGUGACAACUUUCAAGGGCAUCAAGUCUGUGACUGAAUUCAGCGGUGACACUGUUACCAGUACCAUGACGAAGGGCGACAUUGUCUUCAAGAGAGUCAGCAAGAGAAUUUAG
Molecule: messenger RNA, 384 nt
Organism: Budorcas taxicolor (takin)
Lineage: Eukaryota; Metazoa; Chordata; Mammalia; Artiodactyla; Bovidae
Gene: FABP1
Product: fatty acid binding protein 1
Exons: 4
Coding region: 1-384 (127 amino acids)
Biological process (GO): fatty acid transport
Cellular component (GO): nucleus; cytosol
Molecular function (GO): fatty acid binding
Source: RefSeq, a predicted model, not a curated record